Molecule: messenger RNA, 1515 nt
Organism: Aspergillus melleus
Lineage: Eukaryota; Fungi; Ascomycota; Eurotiomycetes; Eurotiales; Aspergillaceae
Exons: 1
Coding region: 1-1515 (504 amino acids)
Biological process (GO): transmembrane transport
Cellular component (GO): membrane
Molecular function (GO): transmembrane transporter activity
Source: RefSeq, a predicted model, not a curated record
AUGGACCCUGACAAGGACACCAAGAAGCGUCCGCUUUCAGGACACAGCGACAAGGUCUCUGCUGCUGAAGGGCAAGUCGACAUCGCAUCUCGUCGUAUGCCUGACAGUCUUCGCGAUCUUAGCGAUGAAGAGAUCAAGAAGCUCAACAAGAAAGUGGUUCGGAAGGUGGACUUGCUCGUCCUCCCUACCAUCGGCAUUCUCUACAUCCUGAACUACAUCGACCGCCAGAACCUCGCUGCAGCCAAGCUCCAGGGCAUCAUGGAAGACCUCAACAUGGACACCCAGCAAUUUGCCACCGCCGUUUCCAUUCUCUUCGUCGGAUACCUCCCGUUCCAAAUCCCGAGCAACCUCAUCAUGACCAAGAUCUCCCGCCCUGGCAUGUACAUCUGUGUUGCCGUCGUCAUCUGGGGUGCUAUCUCUGCCUCUACCGCCGCCGUCAAGACAUACGGCCAGUUGCUCGCCGUCCGAGCUGUCUUGGGAGUUGCUGAGGCGGUCUUUUUCCCAGGUGCCAUCUACUAUCUGUCUGCCUGGUACACAAAGACGGAGUUAGGGAAGCGCAUUGCCGGGCUAUACAUCGCUCAACAAGUGGGCAACGCCUUCGGAGGCUUGUUCGCUGCCGCCAUCCUCCAGCUAGAUGGAGCCCACGGCAUCGCUGGUUGGGAAUGGCUCUUCAUCAUCGAAGGCAGCGCAACUGUUGGCAUCGGCGUUGUCUGUGCCUGCAUCAUGCCCGAAUUCCCGCACAACAGCCGCAUCCUAUCGCAGAUCGAACGAGACCUAGCCGUGUGGCGGAUCGAGUCUGAGUCCGGUGCAGCCGAAGGUACAGAGAAGGAGAGUGUAUUGAAAGGAUUUGCCAAAGCUCUUUCAGACCCGAAACUCUUGCUCCUUAUCUUCGCCAACAUGUUGUCCCAAACCCAGGGCUCUAUCGCAAAUUACUUCCCCACCCUCGUGGCGUCGCUCAACUUCAGCGAGACCAUCAGUUUGUUGCUCACCGCACCACCAUACAUUCUCGCCGGCGCGGUCUACUAUGUCCUCAUGUUCUACUCCGACCGCAAGAACACCGUCUACCCGAUCAUCAUGCUCUGCGUGGCCAUUUCCAUCGUCAUGUAUAUCAUCCCCAUGACCACUCUGAACGUGGGUGCGCGUUAUUUCUCAAUGGUCAUUCUACCCUUUGCCUCUGUCGGGCCUCAGCUUCUUCUUUACAAGACGAUCAAUCUGCAUCUGGCUCGACCGGUGGCCAAGCGUGCUGCUGCAUCGGCCUUGGUUAAUGCCAUCGGGGGAACGUCUAAUAUUUGGGCGUCGUAUCUCUACUACGCCCCGCCGCAGUUCUUUGCCGCGUUUGGAACUUUGAUGGGGAGUGCUGUGUUGUUGGCCCUCACGAUGACUGUGUAUCGGGGUUUGGUGAGACGGGAGAAUAAGCGUCUUGACUCUGGAGAUCCAGCAGAGAUUGCAAAGGUAAUGAAAGGGGGCGUGACGGAGGAGAUGGUGCAGUUGAAUUGGCGGUAUGAGAUGUAUUGA